This is a messenger RNA of Penicillium cataractarum, 984 nucleotides long. Its product is annotated as ankyrin repeat domain-containing protein. Bases 1 to 984 code for a protein of 327 amino acids. Gene Ontology annotation, molecular function: protein binding. Lineage: Eukaryota; Fungi; Ascomycota; Eurotiomycetes; Eurotiales; Aspergillaceae. Gene Ontology annotation, cellular component: nucleus; cytoplasm. The transcript has a single exon. The record is from RefSeq and is a predicted model, not a curated record.
AUGAGCUCGUCUAGGGUAGGAGCCCAUCUUCCUGUCGAACUUAUCCUUCUUUCCGCCGAAUAUCUUAUGCCUGUUGACCUGCUGUCUCUUUUAUGUGCGGCUCCUGGACUCGCACAGGUCCUAACUUUUCAGCAUACCACCCUUCAGGACGAAGGAGGGAGAUCGAUUCUACAUUUACUCGCGAGCGGGGGGGAGGGCAGAUUGAUGAAGCUACUGCUCGCAAACGCUAGUAUCAGGCCAGACCCGAAGGACAAUUAUGGCCGGACGCCGUUAUCCUAUGCGGCUGGACGUGGAGGAGGUGGAUAUGAAGCAGUAGUCAUGUUACUGCUGGGCCGACAGGAUGUCAAGGCGGACUCGAAGGAUAACGAUGGGUUAAGUCCCUUAUCCUAUGCGGCUCGAGGUGGACAUGAAGCAGUGGUCAGGCUCCUACUGGGCCGACAAGAUAUCGAGGCGGACUCAAUGAACAACGAUGGGCUGACUUCGUUAUCUUUUGCGGCUGAGGGCGGACAUGAAGCGGUAGUCAGGCUACUGCUGGACCGACACGAUGUUGAGGCGGACUCGAAGGAUAACUUGGGUCGGACACCGUUGCUGUAUGCGGCCUGGCGCGGACAUGAAGCGGUAGUCAGGCUACUGCUGGACCGACACGAUGUUGAGGCGGACUCAAAGGCUAACUGGGGCCAGACACCGUUAUCUUUUGCAGCUGGAGGUGGCCACGAAGCGGUAGUCAGGCUACUGCUAGACCGACACGAUGUUGAGGCGGACUCGAAGGACAACUUGGGUCGGACACCGUUGCUGUAUGCGGCCUGGCGCGGACAUGAAGCGGUAGUCAGGCUACUGCUGGACCGACACGAUGUUGAGGCGGACUCGCAGGCUAACUGGGGUCGGACACCGGUAUCCUGUGCGGCUGAAGGUGGACAUGAAGCAGUGGUCAGGCUCCUGCUGGACCGACAAGCUGUCGAGGCGGACUCGAAGGAUAAUUGCUGA